Molecule: messenger RNA, 129 nt
Organism: Oncorhynchus keta (chum salmon)
Lineage: Eukaryota; Metazoa; Chordata; Actinopteri; Salmoniformes; Salmonidae
Exons: 2
Source: RefSeq, a predicted model, not a curated record
AAACAGAAGAAGAAAGAAGAGAAGAAAGAAAGAAAGAAGAAAGAAAGAAAGAAACAAGAAAAGAAGCAGAAGAAGAAACAGAAGAGAAGAAGAAAGAAAGAGAAAGAAAGAAAAGAGAAGAAAGAAGAG